Malus domestica (apple) is the source of this 507-nucleotide messenger RNA. Its product is annotated as rapid alkalinization factor-like. Gene Ontology annotation, cellular component: plasmodesma. The record is from RefSeq and is a predicted model, not a curated record. Gene Ontology annotation, biological process: calcium-mediated signaling. NCBI's taxonomy places the organism in Eukaryota, Viridiplantae, Streptophyta, Magnoliopsida, Rosales, Rosaceae.
UCUCUUGCCGCCCCAUCUGUCUCCCUCAGUAAUUAAACAGGCGUACAACAAAAUACAAGUUGGCAGCUAAAAACACAGACCAUACCAAAACCUAUGGCCAAUUCCUCAGCGAUUAUCUUUUCCUUGGCCUUCGUGGCCGCUCUGAUCAUCUCCGUUGAUGCAGGCGGCGAUCAUGGGGUGAGCUGGGUUCCAGUGAGACCUCGCCGCGAGGGUUCUGUAGCAGAGUGUAUGGAUGAUCGUGAUGAUGAAUUUGGCAUGGACUCGGAGAUUAGCAGGCGCAUCUUGGCCACCUCACGAAACAUAAGCUAUGAAGCUCUGCAGAGAAACACUGUGCCUUGCUCUCAGAGAGGUGCUUCCUCCAACAACUGCAAGCCGGGUGCUCAGAAUCAGAGUAAUCCCUACAACCGUGGAUGCAGUGCUAAUGCUCGUUGCCGGAGUUGAUCACGCAGUGUAGCAUUUUUUUCAAUAUUUAGUCACUUUCAUUUAAUAGAACAUGUUAUUGUAACU